AUGGGUCGUGAGCAGGAUUUGAUCCUUGCUGUCAAGAACGGGGAUGUGACUGGUGUGCAGAAGCUGGUGGCUAAGGUCAAGGCCGCAAAGACCAAGCUCCUCGGCUCCACGAAGAGGCUCAAUGUCAACUACCAAGAUGCUGACGGGUUCUCCGCACUUCACCAUGCUGCCUUGGGGGGCAGCCUGGAGCUCAUUGCUUUGCUGCUGGAGGCUCAGGCCACUGUUGACAUCAAGGACAGCAAUGGCAUGCGCCCACUGCACUAUGCGGCCUGGCAGGGCCGGCUGGAGCCCGUGAGGCUGUUACUGCGGGCCUCUGCGGCCGUCAACGCCGCCUCGCUGGAUGGGCAGAUCCCUCUGCAUCUGGCCGCGCAGUACGGACACUAUGAAGUGUCAGAGAUGCUCCUGCAGCACCAAUCCAACCCGUGCCUGGUCAACAAGGCCAAGAAGACACCCCUGGAUCUGGCUUGUGAGUUUGGGCGGCUCAAGGUGACCCAGCUGCUACUGAACAGCCACUUAUGUGUGGCGCUGUUGGAGGGCGAGGCCAAGGACCCGUGUGACCCCAACUACACCACACCCCUGCACUUAGCUGCCAAGAACGGCCACAAAGAGGUCAUCAGGCAGCUCCUGAGGGCUGGGAUUGAGAUCAACCGCCAGACCAAGGCCGGCACGGCCCUCCACGAGGCAGCUCUGUACGGCAAGACCGAGGUGGUGCGGCUGCUCCUGGAGGGCGGGGUGGAUGUGAACAUCCGGAACACGUACAACCAGACGGCGCUGGACAUCGUGAACCAAUUCACCACUUCCCAGGCCAGCCGGGAAAUCAAGCAGCUCCUGCGGGAGGCCUCUGGAAUCCUGAAGGUACGAGCGCUAAAGGAUUUCUGGAACCUGCACGAUCCCACUGCCCUCAACGUCCGGGCCGGGGACGUCAUCACGGUGCUGGAGCAGCAUCCCGAUGGCCGCUGGAAGGGCCACAUUCAUGAGAGCCACAGGGGCACUGACCGCGUGGGCUACUUCCCUCCGGGCAUCGUCGAGGUGGUCAGCAAGCGGGUGGGCGUCCCCACCCCCCGCCUCCCCUCUGCGCCUGCUCCCCUGCGCCACGGCUUCUCCAGGAUGCCACAGCCUCCUACUGAGGAGCCACUGCAACCUCUCUCCUACGGCCAGCUCCCUCUCGUGGGCCUCAGCCCAGACAGCCCAGCAGGUGACAGGAACAGCGUGGGCAGCGAGGGCAGCGUGGGCAGCAUCCGCAGUGCCGGCAGUGGGCAGAGCUCCGAGGGCACCAACGGCCACAGCACCGGCCUCCUUAUUGAGAACGCCCAGCCGCUGCCCUCCGCUGGGGAGGACCACGUGCUGCCAGGACUGCACCCCCUGCCCGUGGCAGACAAUCUGAGCCACCACCCUCUGGCCAACUACCGCUCGGGGGAGCAGAUCUUUACCCAGGAUGUGAGGCCGGGACAGCUGCUGGAGGGGAAGGAUGCCCAAGCCAUUCACAACUGGCUGAGUGAGUUCCAGCUGGAGGGUUACACGGCCCACUUCCUGCAGGCCGGCUACGAUGUGCCCACCAUCAGCCGCAUGACGCCCGAGGACCUGACGGCCAUCGGGGUGACCAAGCCUGGGCACAGGAAGAAGAUUGCCUCUGAAAUCGCCCAGCUCAGCAUCACGGAGUGGCUGCCCAACUACAUCCCGGCGGACUUGCUAGAGUGGCUGUGUGCGCUGGGGCUGCCACAGUACCACAAGCAGCUGGUGAGCAGCGGCUAUGACUCCAUGGGGCUGGUGGCUGACCUCACGUGGGAGGAACUGCAGGAGAUCGGCGUCAACAAGCUCGGGCAUCAGAAGAAGCUCAUGCUGGGGGUAAAGCGGCUGGCGGAGCUCCGCCGGGGCCUGCUGCAGGGGGAGGCCCCGGGUGAAGGCGGGCGCCGGCUGGCCAGGGGCCCCGAGCUGAUGGCCAUUGAGGGGCUGGAGAACGGGGACAAUCCGGCUGCAGCCAGCCUGCGCCUCCUCACCUUCCAGGGCAGUGAGCUGAGCCCAGAGCUACAGGCGGCCAUGGCGGGGGGCGGCCCCGAGUUGCUGCCCCUGCCGCCCGCCCGCUCCCCCAGUCAGGAGAGCAUUGGGGCACGCUCACGAGGGUCUGGUCACUCACAGGAGCAGCCGGCACCCCAGCCCAGUGGUGGAGACCCCAGCACCCCACAGGAGAGGAACCUUCCUGAAGGCAUAGAGCGGCUCCCUAAGCUCUGCUCCCCGCUUGCUGGCCAAGGCCCUCCCCCUUAUGUCUUUAUGUACCCCCAAGGCUCGCCCUCCAGCCCAGCCCCAGGGCCACCUGCUGGUGCGCCCCGGGCCUUCUCCUACUUGGCCGGUGCCCCUGCCACACCCCCAGACCCACCUCGGCCCAAGCGCCGGUCCCACAGCCUGAGCCGGCCCGGUCCGGCGGAAGGGGAGGUGGAGGGGGAGGCCGAAGGGCCAGUGGGCAGUGCCUUGGGCAGCUACGCCACCCUCACUCGGCGACCAGGACGCAGUGCCCUCACCCGGACCAGUGCUAGCCCCAUCCCCACUCGGGGGGCUCCCCGCAGCCAGUCCUUCGCCCUACGGGCCCGCCGCAAAGGACCCCCGCCCCCACCCCCCAAGCGCCUCAGCUCUGUCUCCGGCCCCACCCCUGAGCCACCUCCACUGGAUGGGAGCCCCGGGCCCACGGAGGGGGCUACAGGGCCCCGAAGGCGGACGCUGAGUGAACCGGCUGGCCCACUGGAGCCCCCUGGCCCGCUGGCCCCAGCAGGCCCAGCGUCGGACACGGAAGAAGAGCCGGGGCCUGAGGGGACGCCCCCGUCUCGGGGCAGCUCAGGCGAGGGGCUGCCGUUUGCAGAGGAGGGAAAUCUGACCAUCAAACAGCGGCCGAAGCCGGCCGGACCCCCCGCACGGGAGACACCCGUGCCCCCUGGCCUGGAUUUCAACCUCACGGAGUCAGACACUGUUAAGCGGAGGCCCAAGUGCCGGGAGAGAGAGCCGCUGCAGACGGCACUGCUGGCCUUUGGGGUGGCCAGCACCAUGCCUGGUUCCCCGGCUCCUGUGACCUCCCAGACCCCCAGCGAGGCCCCCUCAACAUCUCCCUCUCCCCGCCCUGACCCUAGCAGCCUUCCAGCUCCAGGAGCUCCAGCCUCUCUAUCUCCCAGCCCCAUGGCUGUGCCCCCCUGUGCCGGGCCAGGUUUGGAACCCACAGCAGGCAGCCGCCGGAAUGGGAAGGCGGAGCCUCUGGCUGCCCCUGCGGCCCUCAUCAAGGUGCCUGGAGCAGGAACAGCCCCCAAGCCUGUGUCCGUAGCCUGCACCCAGUUGGCGUUUUCUGGCCCGAAGCUGGCUCCCCGGCUUGGCCCCCGCCCAGUGCCCCCUCCAAGGCCCGAGAGCACCGGGGCUUCGGGCACAGGCCGGGCCCAGCAGAGGCUGGAGCAGACAAGCUCGUCCCUGGCUGCCGCGCUCAGGGCAGCAGAGAAGAGCAUUGGCACUGAGGAGAGAGCAGGCCCCCCUGGGCCCUCCACCAAGCACAUUCUGGAUGACAUCAGUACCAUGUUCGAUGCCCUGGCCGACCAACUAGAUGCAAUGCUGGAUUGAACCAGGUCCACCACCACCUGCGGCGUCCACUG
This is a messenger RNA of Trichechus manatus latirostris (Florida manatee), 3623 nucleotides long. It is a transcript of the gene CASKIN2, whose product is annotated as CASK interacting protein 2. Gene Ontology annotation, molecular function: protein binding. The record is from RefSeq and is a predicted model, not a curated record. Bases 1 to 3591 code for a protein of 1196 amino acids. The transcript has 19 exons. Lineage: Eukaryota; Metazoa; Chordata; Mammalia; Sirenia; Trichechidae.